Messenger RNA from Elephantulus edwardii (Cape elephant shrew), 1733 nucleotides. It is a transcript of the gene AKT3, whose product is annotated as v-akt murine thymoma viral oncogene homolog 3. The record is from RefSeq and is a predicted model, not a curated record. Lineage: Eukaryota; Metazoa; Chordata; Mammalia; Macroscelidea; Macroscelididae. Gene Ontology annotation, biological process: protein phosphorylation. The transcript is spliced from 13 exons. The coding region runs from base 38 to 1477 and encodes 479 amino acids. Gene Ontology annotation, molecular function: ATP binding; protein serine/threonine kinase activity.
ACCGCUUCUCCAAGUUGGGGCUCAGAGGGGCGCCAUCAUGAGCGAUGUCACCAUUGUGAAAGAAGGCUGGGUGCAGAAGAGGGGAGAAUAUAUAAAAAACUGGAGGCCAAGAUAUUUCCUUUUGAAGACAGAUGGCUCAUUCAUAGGAUAUAAAGAGAAACCUCAAGAUGUGGACUUAGCCUAUCCUCUCAACAAUUUUUCAGUCGCAAAAUGCCAGUUAAUGAAAACAGAACGACCAAAGCCAAACACUUUUAUCAUCAGAUGUCUCCAGUGGACCACGGUUAUCGAGCGGACAUUUCACGUCGACACCCCGGAGGAAAGAGAAGAAUGGACCGAAGCCAUCCAGGCUGUUGCAGACAGACUGCAGAGGCAAGAAGAGGAGAGAAUGAACUGUAGUCCCACGUCACAGAUUGAUAACAUCGGGGAGGAAGAAAUGGAUGCCUCUACAACACAUCAUAAAAGAAAGACAAUGAAUGAUUUUGACUAUUUGAAACUACUAGGUAAAGGCACUUUUGGAAAAGUUAUUUUGGUUCGAGAGAAGGCAAGUGGGAAGUAUUAUGCUAUGAAGAUUCUGAAAAAAGAAGUUAUCAUUGCAAAGGAUGAAGUGGCACAUACUCUAACAGAAAGCAGAGUAUUAAAGAAUACUAGACAUCCCUUUUUAACAUCCUUGAAAUAUUCCUUCCAGACAAAAGACCGUUUGUGUUUUGUGAUGGAAUAUGUUAAUGGGGGAGAGCUGUUUUUCCAUUUGUCGAGAGAGCGUGUGUUCUCUGAGGACCGCACCCGCUUCUACGGUGCAGAAAUUGUCUCUGCUCUGGACUAUCUGCAUUCUGGGAAGAUUGUGUACCGUGAUCUCAAGUUGGAGAACUUGAUGCUGGAUAAAGAUGGCCACAUAAAAAUUACAGAUUUUGGACUUUGCAAAGAAGGCAUCACGGACGCGGCCACCAUGAAGACCUUCUGUGGGACCCCAGAAUACCUGGCCCCAGAGGUGUUAGAAGAUAACGACUAUGGCAGAGCUGUGGACUGGUGGGGCCUUGGGGUGGUCAUGUAUGAGAUGAUGUGUGGGCGCCUACCUUUCUACAACCAGGACCAUGAGAAGCUUUUUGAACUCAUACUCAUGGAGGACAUUAAAUUCCCCAGAACACUCUCUUCAGAUGCAAAAUCUUUGCUUUCAGGGCUCUUAAUAAAGGAUCCAAAUAAACGCCUUGGUGGGGGACCAGAUGAUGCAAAAGAAAUUAUGAGACACAGUUUCUUUUCUGGAGUGAACUGGCAAGACGUGUAUGAUAAAAAGCUUGUACCUCCUUUCAAGCCGCAAGUAACCUCUGAAACAGACACCAGAUACUUUGACGAAGAGUUUACGGCGCAGACAAUUACAAUAACACCACCUGAAAAAUAUGAUGAGGAUGGGAUGGACUGCGUGGACAAUGACCGGCGGCCGCACUUCCCUCAGUUUUCUUACUCAGCAAGUGGACGAGAGUAGUUCUCUUCAUCCCGCUGCUUCACUGUCAUCUUAGACGUAUGACUGACGUGAUUCCUGGACCUCGCCACCUGUCCUAGCUCUUACAGGUAGCAGGAGCACCUCAAAGCGUCCCAGACCAGUCAAGGGUCUUCACCCCAGUCACCUUUCGCCCACAUGAAAACACACAUAUAUGCAAACACACUCAACUUUUUUGUUUUUGCAUGAAAUUGUAUCUCAGUCUAAGGUCUCAUGCUGUUGCUGCUACUGUCUUACUAUU